CCACCACCCUCAUCCCGCACUCAGCUUCUCCCUCGCCGCUGCGCUGCAGCAAUGUAGCGUUGUCGGGUCCUUGGUUUGCGCCCUCCAGCUCCAUUGCCCACGCUCUGAAACGGGCAAGCUAACUUGAAGCCCGCAGUCCCCACACUGCAUAAGGCUGGAUCUCAGCAGAGCUUCAUUUGCUGCCCCGGACAGCCAAGAUUGCCUUCACUCACUCAUUUCCUCCCUUCCGCCCUCGCUGCCUUCGCUGCGCAACACUCUUUCUUUGCUUCUUUCGCCCGCCUUCACUUGUCCUCCCCUCAGUAGACCCUUAAUUCCUAAUUUAGCUCUCCGCUCUGGCCCACGUCUCCCCCCCAAAGUACCGCGCGUCAGCUCGACACAUCCCGCCAACACCCUCUUCUCUCGCGCACUUCACAUCGCCGACUCAUGCUUUGAGGAGCAAUGGUCGCCGACGAGGUCUACGAGGUCUGUCUCCCGGUCCUGCAGGAUGAGGCCCUGGAAGACGACGACAGGACCGACAAGCUAGAACAACUGCUGCGCAAGGAAACAGGCCUCACCGGAAAAUCUCUCGAGAACGUCGUGCUGGACUGUCUCUGGCGGUUUCGCGAAGCUGGCAAUUCAUCGAGCUCCCCGCCCCCCAGUCGCCAUACCGUCAUCCGCCGUCCAUCGCCAGCUCCCUGGCAGGUCAACCGCGCCCCAACCCCUGUCAACCACUCCCCUCGAACCAUACACCCUCCUCCAGGUUUCGGAGUUGCUCCCCCGGGCUUUACACGAGCGAAGUCAUCUAAUGCAUCCCCAUUCACUUCCCCGCGACCCUCUCCGCGCUUGGCCUUCUCAAGCCCCCAUAUCCCCCAUAGCCCUAGCCUAAGCGCAUAUCAGUUCAGUGAGGGUGCAAGUCCCGCUGGCUUUGACUAUGGCGAUUAUGGUAGCGACACCGUUGAUUGGCUGGUGAAUGAUGAUUCUGGAAGCACCGAAACCUCAUCUCAGGUCGGCGACGGCACCCUCAACGGUGCUGCCGCGGAAUGGGUCCAGCCUCAGACAAUGGAUAUGAGCCCAUAUGACAUGCUUCGUUCGAUCCUGCGCGACGAUCGCCCAGACGAGGAGAUUGAGAAAGCCCUCGAAGCUAAUGGAUACGACUUGAGUGCUACGCUGAUUGCACUCAUGGGCUCCCAAGCUUUCGACGGUCAGCAAGUGGCACCAGUAUUGACCGAACAAGGGGCGUAUAUCGUCGGAAGAUCUAUGAGCCCGGCUAUGCGACCCGCUACGCCCGCCAGCCAGGCUAAGAGUAAUAUUGUGUGCAAGUACUUUCUCUCCACUGGGCAUUGCGCAAGGGCAGAUUGCAGGUUCAGUCAUGACACAAGCAAAACCCUCUGCAAGUAUUUCAUGAGCGGGAAUUGUCUCGCCGGCGACACGUGCUUGUUCUCACAUGACCCGUCCACUCUCAUGGCUCGCUUAGGUAUCUCAGAUGUUUCGACACCCCCUUUGCAAGCUACCCUCCCGAACUUCCAAAUGCAGGACUACGAGGCAUUUCCAUCGCUCCAGUCCACGAGUUCCCCUCAAUGGACCCCUCAACUCUCCAUCGCAGAGACAGCAUCCCUCGAGCAGCUCUAUGGAGUAACUACAGGUGCAACUCACCCUCCUCCAGGAUUAAGUCCAUUCCCUACCUUUACCCCAGCCAACUCCAGUCGCCCGCAGUCUCGACCAGAUAGUCGCCAUCACUCGCGCGCCGCCACCCCGUCUGUACCUGCAGUGGACGACAACGAGGCGUUUCCUACCUUGGGCUCCGCUGCAGCCGCAAAGUCCACCAAACGUCAUCAUGGAAAACGUGGCGGCCAUGGUCACGGGAACAAAGAUCAAGCCUACUUGGCAGAUAUCGUACGCAUGUCGCCAUCUCCUAACCAAUCUCAGCUUCGCAAAGGCUUGAGGCCUACGAAGAGCUUCAGUGGAUCUCGCGAAAAUAGCGUUGCUGCUUCAGCCAUCCUCGCCCCCGAACACAUUCCUUGGCUAGAAACAGGCGAGAAUGCUAACAAGGCAUAUCUGCAAGCUAGAGCAGAGGCUUUCAAACAUGGAAGCCUCAGGAACAAGUUCCUACAGAGCGCUGCACAAGCUUGGAACCGUAGUGAUUCUCGUGCUGCCAAAGCUCUGAGCCUUCGCGGCCAAAGUGAGAACAACCUCAUGCGUGAAGCCCACCGUGAAGCUGCCCGUCAUCUGUACGAAGAACGGAAUAAGGACAAUGGGCCCAAUGCACGUGAGCUCUACGUCGAUCUUCAUGGCCUUCACCCUGACGAGGCAGUAUCUUACCUUGAAGGCAUUCUCUUGAAACACAGUUCCUCUUCCCGUCCAGUGUAUGCCAUCACAGGCACCGGUCACCACUCCAAGAACGGGAAGGAUAAAGUGGGCAAAGCCAUUCGCGGUUUCCUCAAUGAAUGGCGAUAUGCGUUCCGCGAGUUCUCCGUCCCGGGAGACCGGAAUAAUGUUGGUGGCAUUCUGGGCAUAGACCCCAGCAGCUACGAUAAGAGUAUUGCGGAACGGGCCAAAGAGGGUGAGAGUGGCUCCGCAAGUGAGCAAGAUGGGAUCAAGAAGGAUACCAAGGUCAGGAUCAUGAAGAGAGACGAGGUCUUCGAUGCACCCAAAGGACCGAAACGAGCUGGUUCGUGAACGCAACCGCCCUCAGUAGGUAGAAUCAAAUAAGAAACUUGCGCUAUUUC
Lindgomyces ingoldianus is the source of this 2705-nucleotide messenger RNA. Its product is annotated as smr domain-containing protein. Gene Ontology annotation, cellular component: nucleus. The transcript has 4 exons. The record is from RefSeq and is a predicted model, not a curated record. Gene Ontology annotation, biological process: negative regulation of DNA-templated transcription. Bases 439 to 2655 code for a protein of 738 amino acids. Lineage: Eukaryota; Fungi; Ascomycota; Dothideomycetes; Pleosporales; Lindgomycetaceae. Gene Ontology annotation, molecular function: metal ion binding; RNA binding.